ACAUAAUCAUCGCAGUUCGUCCAAACGAAUUGAGAGAGAGGAUCAUUUUUUCGGUGACGCAACAAAAAUCCAAUGGCCUGCAGAAGCUCACUCAUCGUAGCACAAUCUCUCCCUCCGCACUCCGCUCCGGGAAAGGCGCACGCCAGACAGCAUGCGCCGGCGGUGGUGCUUCCGACGCGUAGGCAGUGCUUGCUACUCCUCACCGCCACGACGGCUUUGACGGUUUCGGAGAUGCCUUCGAGAGCGCAGGACAUACCUCUGUUCGGGCUGAGGCGCAACCUUCGGAAGGCGGAGGAGCAGGCGGAGGAGAUCGUGAAGGAAGGCUUCGACGCGGCGGAUAAAGGAAUCGUGGCGGCGGAGAAGGGGAUUGAGGCUGCAGAGAAGGGGGUAGUGGCGGCGGAGGAGGAGAUCGAGACGGCUGUCAGAUUCAGCGGCCUGGCGCAGGCCGGAGCAGUCGUCGCAGCUGAAGCCGUCGGAGUAUUGAUCGCCACUUCCGUUGUGAAUGGAAUUUUAGGGCCGGAAGCUCAGAAAUCAUGAGUAAAAUCACCAUAUUCAUCUCUAUUUUCCAUUUUCCCCAAUUUCUCUGUUUGGUGAAUUUUGUAUUAUGCAUUCUAAAUCACAUUAAUUUAAACUAAAUUCAGUUGUGUGAUAAAAAUAUCUGCUCUAUAACAAUUAAUGAAUUGAUUUCAUUUAACAAAGAUUA
This is a messenger RNA of Erythranthe guttata (spotted monkey flower), 703 nucleotides long. It is a transcript of the gene YCF37, whose product is annotated as homolog of Synechocystis YCF37. The record is from RefSeq and is a predicted model, not a curated record. Gene Ontology annotation, cellular component: chloroplast thylakoid. NCBI's taxonomy places the organism in Eukaryota, Viridiplantae, Streptophyta, Magnoliopsida, Lamiales, Phrymaceae.